Molecule: messenger RNA, 3677 nt
Organism: Chrysemys picta bellii (western painted turtle)
Lineage: Eukaryota; Metazoa; Chordata; Testudines; Emydidae
Product: DEP domain-containing mTOR-interacting protein-like
Biological process (GO): intracellular signal transduction; negative regulation of TORC2 signaling; negative regulation of protein kinase activity
Molecular function (GO): protein binding
Source: RefSeq, a predicted model, not a curated record
CGAUUUGAGUUACGCUAUUCGUGUAACUCUUACGUAGCUUAGAUCGAAUUUCCCCUGUAGUAUAGACAAGGCCUCAAACCAGCAUCCAUUGCAUUCCCUGUGGAUGGGGCCCUUUCAUGAGGUGGAGAAAACUGGAGAGGCCUACAGGAAAGUCCAAAGGCAGGGAGGAGUAGCUAAUGGGAGGAGCAACCCUGGAAAGCUCUCGAGCCUCAGAGUUUCACUAAGUUUCAAUUUUCUGACCUUGUUGAUCUUAACACCUGCUAUUGCUAAGCUAGGUGAGCAGCUGACAGACGUGGCACAGACACAGGACUAGAGUUUUUACCAGACCUUCCCGCCGAUAACGAUGGGCCACAUUGUUGAAUGCAGCCACCUAAAGAGCAUCACAACUUCUGCACGUUCCCGUUGGUUACAUUCACAAAUCCCACUCCGGGGCCGGCAUGUGCUGCACUGGAGCUGGCAAGUCAGAGGAUUGUGCAUGCACAGCAGCAUUUACAGGUGCAAUUUUUGCUGGCUAGACACAAGUCCCUUAAUAUGCAAAAUGCCAAGAAGGCAGACAGGUCUCCAUUCUCAUUCUUAAUUGGCAGUCUUAACUGCAGUCAUCAAUUAUUAAACCCUCCUUUGUCCAAUAAUUCACGAUCUGCAGACUUUUGAGGUUCUAUUGUUCCCUUAAUCCUUUAAUAUAAAUACUGUAUGGAACUGGGAGGUUCCAGGGCAUAGUAUGUGGUGAUGUGGGAAUUGUUUGUGUGCUUCUUACAAUUUGUUAGACAAAGCAUUGUCUUGUAUAGAAAAUGAUCUAUGGGACACCUAAUAGAAUUUAGGUAAAGUUCUGUUGUGGGCAGGGGAAAAACUCACCUGAAGGCAUUAAACAAAGAAAUGCUCCAUGAUUUAUGUCCUUGCAGAAUAUAUUGGCCCUGGGCAAGAGUGUCUUAUAAUGAAUGUUUUGAAAUGAUAAACAUCUUGGUGUUAAACAAAUGAUAUUAUCAGACAGCUCCUGUUCAGGUAGAAUUCAUGCCCUGUGCAUUUUCCAGCGUUAACAUUUUGGAAACAGUAAUGACUGAGGCAGAAUGCUUGCCAAGUUUGAUACCUUUGGUUUUGUCCUUGCCACUUGGUUUUGGCUUGAAUACAAGAUCUGUUUGAUUGGUGACCCUGUUCAGCUGUGAAGGUCAUUACAAAAUUCAAAGCCUUAAUCAUAUGAAUAACCCUUACUCACGCAAAUAUUUCCACUGAAGUAACAAACUCAUUGUGACAUUGAGGUUUUGCAGGGAUCGGCCCCAGGAGUUGCAAAUGUCCCAGUUGUAUUCCCUCCCCCCAUCUUCCUGACUAUCUAAACCAGCCUAGAUUGGACUUUGUCUGUUCUAAAAGAUAUUCAUUAUUUUCUUUUAAUUUUUUUAGACCAGACUCUUUGUUGAUGGAAGUAUCUCAUACAGAAUUUAACUUUCUAAUAUUGGUAUCCCAUGCAUAUAAGACAUUCAUUCCAGACUGGACACACUGGUAAAUGUGUGCCGUUUAAGUUUUUUUGUGUAGGAAUUCAUAACUGCGUGAAGUAAUUUGCCUUGUAUUAGUCCUUGUCAAAUACAUACAGCAAAACCAAGUGUGGCUUUUCGACAUUCCCAUCCCAACCCAACAUGACCUGCUACUGUUUGAUGCUUAGUGCUGAAUACUACUUGCUUUCCUGGUGAUGAUGAGCAGAGCUGGGGCAAGCAUGAGUGAUAGUUUUCUUCUUGCUUUCCUUCACAAACCUCACUCAGCUGCCGUGUAUUUUCUAAAUAAUGUUAAAAUAACCCCUAGAAUGCUGUUCAGGACUAAGACUAGUGUGGAUGAUGGUAAAAUUUAACAAUGCUGUAUGUGUGAUGGUGGUGGGGAAUAAUCAACCUCUAAAUUUUGGAACAGUUAUGAUCGGUCAUCAAUGAAAUCAUUCCCCCGUGUUUUAAGACAGAAAAAAAUAGCAUCUGGUAAUGUCUCCUCUUACAUUGCAUACCUACGAGCAUAUUUGUUUACUGUGAAGUAUUCGGGAAAGAUCAGCUGAUUUUAGGCAAAAUAAGAACUAGUUCAAACCAAAUCCAGGGUGAAUGGAUUUUUGAGGGUCACAAAUUUCACUUUACUUUUCCCUCUGUGUUCUGGUCAGGACUAUCAGUGAAAGGUACCAGCAAACUCACCAGACAGAAACCUUAUGAGAACUAAGACAACCUUGCAAUUCAAAGAGGUGCAGCUUCGACUUCAUGAUGGAAAGCUCAUUAAGGACAGGCGCCACCACCUUCGAACGUACCCCAACUGCUUUGUUGCAAAGGAGCUUACAGACUGGCUGAUUGACCACAAGGAAGCACCAGACCGAGAGACGGGUAUCCGCCUAAUGCAGAAGCUAAUGGACCAUUACAUCAUCCAUCAUGUUUGUGAUGAACACUCGGACUACAAGGACGCCAAGUUGCUCUACCGUUUCCGCAAGGACGACGGGACCUUCCCUCUCAACAAGGAUGUAAAGGUGUUCCUGAGGGGGCAGAGCCUUUAUGAGACGCUGAUCAAUGUAGAAGACUCCAUACUGAAGGCGAGAGAGGAGAAUUCUGUGAAGUACCAGAGGACAUUCCUGGGCUGUGAAAUGAUUGACUGGCUCAUCCAGGAAGGGGAGACAGCAAACAGAAAGGAAGCUGUGGAGCUGGGCCGAGCGCUGCUGGAACAUGGGAUCAUUCAGCAUGUCUCCAGCAAGCACCACUUCUUUGACAGUAACCUGCUCUACCAGUUCCGGAUCAACUUCCGCCGGAGGCGACGGCUCACAGAACUGCUCAACGAGAACUCGCCCCGGGCUUUGUCAGAGAGUCCUGACAGCCCCUUCUGCCUCCGCAAGCUCAACCCGGAGCAAGGCAACUCCAGCUUCCUCUCAGUCCAGCCCAACAAGGAGAUCAAAAUAGUCUCAGCAGUUCGGAGGAGCAGCGUCACCUCUCUUGCCGGAAGUUCCAACCCCUAUUUCGCUCCGACGCCCAGCCUGGGAUUCCUGCCAGCAGCUGAAUGCAACCCCAAAUCAGUGCUAAAGAGGCCUGUCACCAAUGAGGAGCUCCUGUCCCCCGGGGCUCCAUACAUCAAGAAGACACUAACCAUUGUGGGGGAUGCUGUGGGCUGGGGGUUUGUGGUCCGUGGAGGGAGACCCUGCCAUAUCCAGGCUGUGGACCCAGGAGGACCGGCUGCUGCAGCAGGCAUGAAGGUGUGUCAGUUUGUUUUCUCUGUGAACGGAAUGUACGUUCUGCAUUUGGACUAUCCGACCAUCAGCAGCCUCAUCAUGACGGGACCGCGAACGCUUGUUCUGGAGGUCAUGGAAGCCAUUGAAUAAGUGAAGAAUCCUCUCCUCAUCACUGAUCCAAGAGGCGGGAUGCUUCAGCUACUAAGGGAUGGAGGGAUCAUUUACAUGAGUCUGCUAAAAUUAGGGGACGGACCAAACCUGGUGUCUCCUCCUAAGAGACUAGGCCUGAAAUGUAGCCUGACAUUUUGACUUGUCUUAAGUAAUUGGAAUCUGAUGGGGAAGGUCUCUUUGGCUCAGACAGGACUGAGGUAUUCGUGGCUCAGUGCCUAAUCCUGAGAGAUGAUGAGCACUCACAACUCCUUUUAGGUUAUGUCUACACUACUCACCGGAUCAGCAGGUAGUGAUCGAUCUACCAGGGAUCACUGUAUCGCGUCUCGUCUAGACGCGA